Molecule: messenger RNA, 1350 nt
Organism: Capronia epimyces CBS 606.96
Lineage: Eukaryota; Fungi; Ascomycota; Eurotiomycetes; Chaetothyriales; Herpotrichiellaceae
Exons: 1
Coding region: 1-1350 (449 amino acids)
Cellular component (GO): cytoplasm
Molecular function (GO): phosphatase activity
Source: RefSeq, a predicted model, not a curated record
AUGACCGACGUUGGCGCAUCACUCAGCACAGCGGGCCAGCCGGUCCUCGACAUCCACACCGAUCCCGACUCGACCGCGAGCGCCGGUACGGGCGGAGGUCAACACGACCAGGCUGAGAAAAAGAAGAAAUAUCAAUUUCGAUAUACAACACUUCAGGGAUAUUUCCUGCAAGAUGAUCUGCGCACGAAGGCGGCCGAGUUCGACUUCAUGAAAACCAACUUUGGGUUGAUCCAGCGACCGUAUGAUUCGGAUGAGACUCUCCCCGACCGCGGCCAAGGCAUGACGGCCUGGCAGAGAUUCGAACACCACAUCACCUCGCUCAACGAUGCCGCCGGACGCAAAAGACACGGGACUGGUGGGAACGUCAUUACGCAGUACAAACUCCUCUUCCUAGCACGGCAUGGAAACGGUUACCAUAACAUCGCAGAACGGUAUUACGGCGGUGAGGCAUGGGACUGCUACUACUCGAUGCUGGACGGCGACCCAGACGGUGUCACCAGCUGGUCUGAUGCCCACUUGAGCAAGGAAGGCCGUCGACAGGCCAAGGAGGUCAAUGACUUUUGGAGAUCGCAGCUGGCUGAGCAGAAAAUGAGUCUUCCGCAGUCAUACUACGUGAGCCCGCUCGAUCGAGCGCUGGAGACGGCCGAGAUCACAUUUGACGGCUUGCUGCCCUUUUUCAACCCGACUGUGAUAGAACGCCUGCGUGAAGGCACCGGAAUCCAUACUUGCGACCGUCGCAGUGUCGUCUCGUAUAUCCGUCAACGCUAUCCCGAUUAUAUCGUCACCCGUGACCCGUUCCUCACCGAGACGGAUCAGUUCUGGGAUGCGGAGCUUCGCGAGACAGACGACGCCCUAGCAAUCCGUCUGGGCAAGCUGUUGGACCAGGUCAUGGUGGAUGAGAUCGGCGAACGGAUCAGUUUCACAAGUCACUCUGGAGCUAUUGGUGCCAUCCUCCACGUUUUGGGCCAUCGACAGUUCUCGCUUGGUACGGGAGCCGUGAUCCCGGUCUUUGUACGCGUCGACAAGGUCGCUGUCGACGCCGAUGGCCGAGAUCGUCUGUCAAGAAGACACGGAGGGAAAGCUGAAGGUGGCAAACCCGCUCAAUCGCAAACCAGUGACAAUGUCGAGAAGAAUGAAGAGUACGAUGACAACCAGCCCUUUCCACCGAAACCUGACCUGGAAGAAGAGGACGACAAAUCGAGCUGGCAACCCAAACCUCCGUGUCCCCCGGGGCUGGAUCUCGCGAACGUUGGCCUGAAGCGCUGGGGCCUGAGUCUGAAGGACUUCCUCACCGGGGUGGAGAACGGGACUGUGAAGCUCGAGGAAGUUGCUUUUCGAUAUGCUGCAUAA